UGAGGGAUAGGCUAAAAUGAGGUGCAUUUGAGAAAAGAAUUGCUUCUAAAAGAAUGUUUUCUAGGCAACUUUUAUCCUUUAUUGCAAAAGGUAGAAGUAUUUUGAAUCACUCAACUCUUCAAAGGUUUUCCACAUCAUGUAGUGUUACCAACUCAUUUGAUGAAAGCAUUCUUAAAAUUCUUGUGUGUCCAGUCUCCAGAAAGCCGUUAAGAUAUGACAAGGAAAAGAACGAGUUGAUUUGUGAUGAUAGUGGGAUUGCAUAUCCGAUUAUCAACGGUAUACCUAAUCUUGUUCCCCAAGAUGCCAGAAUAAUAAAAUCGGAUACUGAAAAAGACAGUGUAGAUUCCACAAAGACGAAAAACUGAAACAACUUUUAGAAUAUGUGAAAGAAUCUUACUUAUUUCCUUUUUCGACAUUUCUUUUUAUCAUCUUCUGUUAUUUGCACUUCCUUUCCUUGAUGGACUGCUUGCAAAUGUAGCAUACUGUCAAUAAACGUAAUUAUUUUGGUGA
This is a messenger RNA of Saccostrea echinata, 510 nucleotides long. Its product is annotated as UPF0434 protein Mmar10_2939-like. The record is from RefSeq and is a predicted model, not a curated record. The transcript has 3 exons. Bases 54 to 365 code for a protein of 103 amino acids. NCBI's taxonomy places the organism in Eukaryota, Metazoa, Mollusca, Bivalvia, Ostreida, Ostreidae.